Danaus chrysippus (African queen) is the source of this 234-nucleotide messenger RNA. The record is from the annotation of a GenBank genome assembly. NCBI's taxonomy places the organism in Eukaryota, Metazoa, Arthropoda, Insecta, Lepidoptera, Nymphalidae.
AUGGCCGCGGGGGUUCCAUCAGGUGCCAAUAUCCAGCAAACCAUCAAUAGAGAUAAAACGGCUUCUCGAUCACUCCCGACGCUGGGUCGUAUGAAUAAAAUCUCACACACGGGCGAUGCCUAUUUCAACAAUAUUUGGAGGGCUCCUAACGAAUGCUCCAUCAGGUCUAAUCCCCAAAAGGGGCUAUACAACAGGCAUUUUGGGAAAGAUCUUGCGGAGGAGAGGCAAGAAUAG